This is a messenger RNA of Ochotona curzoniae (black-lipped pika), 1539 nucleotides long. It is a transcript of the gene NR2E1, whose product is annotated as nuclear receptor subfamily 2 group E member 1. Gene Ontology annotation, biological process: anatomical structure development; cell differentiation; negative regulation of transcription by RNA polymerase II. NCBI's taxonomy places the organism in Eukaryota, Metazoa, Chordata, Mammalia, Lagomorpha, Ochotonidae. The record is from RefSeq and is a predicted model, not a curated record. Gene Ontology annotation, molecular function: RNA polymerase II cis-regulatory region sequence-specific DNA binding; nuclear receptor activity; zinc ion binding. The transcript is spliced from 9 exons. The coding region runs from base 322 to 1479 and encodes 385 amino acids.
UCCGUCUGCCUGUCCCUCUCCAUCUGUCUGUCCAUGCGUGUGUCCAUAUCCAGCAGCAGCCAACUGCAGCAGCAACUCCAGCAGCUGCGGUUUUUGCUAGAGCCGGGAAGAAAUUUAAAGAUGCUUCGAUUUCCACCGUGGAACGAAUUCUGAGAGCUCGGGGAGCUGCGCAGCGCGCCACCGCCACCCACCUGUCCGGCUCGGGAGCCCCGCAGGCUGGAGCCCGGCGGCUGGAGAGCUGCGGCGCCCGGCGGCGAGGCGGGCGCUGCCGGCCGGGACUCGGGCAGCGCCCACCAACCACUCCGCCCCGGGACCGCCAGCAUGAGCAAGCCGGCCGGAUCAACAAGCCGCAUUUUAGACAUCCCCUGCAAAGUGUGCGGCGACCGCAGUUCGGGCAAGCACUACGGCGUCUACGCCUGCGACGGCUGCUCGGGGUUUUUCAAAAGGAGUAUCCGAAGGAACAGGACGUAUGUCUGCAAAUCUGGAAAUCAGGGAGGCUGCCCGGUGGACAAGACACACAGAAACCAGUGCAGGGCGUGUCGCCUGAAGAAGUGUUUGGAAGUCAACAUGAACAAAGAUGCCGUGCAGCAUGAGCGCGGGCCCCGGACGUCCACCAUCCGCAAGCAAGUGGCCCUCUACUUUCGCGGGCACAAAGAGGAGAACGGGGCGGCCGCGCACUUCCCCUCGGCCGCGCUGCCGGCGCCUGCCUUCUUCACCGCCGUCACCCAGCUCGAGCCCCACGGCCUGGAGCUGGCCGCGGUGGCCGCCACGCCGGAGCGACAAACCCUCGUGAGCCUGGCUCAGCCCACGCCCAAGUACCCCCAUGAAGUGAACGGAACCCCGAUGUAUCUUUACGAAGUGGCCACCGAGUCUGUGUGUGAGUCGGCGGCCCGGCUGCUCUUCAUGAGCAUCAAGUGGGCCAAGAGCGUGCCCGCCUUCUCCACGUUGUCUCUGCAAGACCAGCUGAUGCUUUUGGAAGAUGCUUGGAGAGAACUGUUUGUUCUAGGAAUAGCACAAUGGGCCAUCCCGGUGGAUGCUAACACUCUACUGGCUGUAUCUGGCAUGAAUGGUGACAAUACAGAUUCCCAGAAGCUGAAUAAGAUCAUAUCUGAAAUACAGGCUCUGCAAGAGGUGGUAGCUCGGUUUAGACAACUCCGGUUAGAUGCUACUGAAUUUGCCUGUCUGAAAUGCAUCGUCACUUUCAAGGCUGUUCCCACACACAGCGGCUCUGAACUGAGAAGUUUCCGGAAUGCUGCCGCCAUCGCAGCUCUUCAAGACGAGGCUCAGCUAACUCUCAACAGCUACAUCCAUACCAGGUACCCCACUCAACCUUGUCGCUUUGGAAAACUACUGCUGCUCUUGCCGGCUCUACGUUCCAUUAGCCCAUCAACCAUAGAAGAGGUGUUUUUCAAAAAAACCAUCGGCAACGUGCCGAUUACAAGACUGCUGUCAGACAUGUACAAGUCCAGUGAUAUCUAAGCUCCCGCUUGGCAGUCUGAGGAGUGCAUCAGAUGGACUUGUACCCGUGGAGAGCAAGCC